AUGAAUCGAGACGUGGAAAUUGAUAGUUUUGACGAUGAUUGUGUGAUUAUAGAAAAACCAGCUCCGAAAACGCCAGAGUACAUACAACUGGAUUCGGACGACGAUAUUCCAGAAGCGAACUCAAAGGACCACCCCGAUCAGACGUCUUCAAUUUCAACUUCCAAUUUAUCGAAAAUGGAGUCAAAAAUGAACUCAAGAAGGAACGGGGAUCCACUUUAUUACGCGGACCCAUUCCCAUCCGAGGAGGAGGAGACCCCCAACAUGUGCAAUUUCCCUACGUCAUACCUCCAACGUCGAUUCCGGGAGCAUGAGGAGUUGGUGAAGAGAUUGACGGAGAAGAACCGACUGAAACACGCGAGACUCGAUGCUAUGGAGAAGUUGCAGGCGGCGGAGGCGGCUAAUAAGGAAUAUGACAUGCCUUCGUCUACUUCAUCUCAGCUGUAUGAGUCGUGGUCGCCCAGUUACAGUCAGUCGCCUGAUCAGACUCAACAACAAGAACAAGUAAAUGGACACUCGACAGUCCGAUCCUUUUCUCCCCGUGAAGAUGCAAUGGCAUCAAAAAGAAUCGAGAAGAGCCGACUUGAAGCUCCAGUUGUUGAAUCCCAGGAACAAUUACAUCAUCGCCAGCAAUCUUCCGGAUCAGCUUCAUUCUAUGGUAUAAAAACCAAUCGGGACGAUGUUUUCAAUAUAAGAGAGGAAUCUUCAAAAGUAAAGACGUUGCAACAGUUUCUUGCGUCGAACAAAAGUCGACUCCCUAUCGGAUCUAGACAAUCAAAUGCUGAAAUAACGGAAGAUGAGCAGUGCGACGAGGAAAUACGAAUAGUAUUUGACAGAAAUCUUCAUUUACGCGAGAACGGAAAAGACACUGCAUUCGUUUCAGGAAAAUCACCACAACCGACGCUCCACAUUCAGCAACAUGCCGUGCGUGAAUCCGAAAUUUCGGAAGGUCAUAAGAAGUAUCGUGAUCGUCAUGCUUCUGAAGUGGUAUAUCGUCGCGAUUCUGGCAACAGCACGGAUUCCCAUUCAACACGCUAUCGUCAUGAUUCACGUCGUCGCGAUGUCGAAUACCAACGUCAUCGUCAAGAUUCUGAAUCCUCUCGAACUGGGAGAAGAGGUGAAAGAAGACUUCAAGAAGAUCAUUCGAGAUAUUCGUCGCAUAAUAACCGUGAUCGUGGCAGUGGAUUCAGAAGAACUCCGGUGGAAAAUUGUCGAUCAGAUGGAAAUAGACGCGCGCGCUCUCCUCCCAUCGAAAGUACGUCACAACGACCAUCUGUGUCAGAAUUAUGCCGACAGUUUGAAGGGAUACGAGCAGGAAAAAGAGGGAUUGAGGAGGACAAUGAGAAUUCCACUCAACCUCUUCCGAAACGUCGUCUCACAGAACUCACAGAAGAACAAAGGGAACUUCUCAUUGCUAACGGGAUUCCGGAUUUGAGAGAAAUCGAGGCGGGGACUGCCUCAUACAUCAAAUCGGACAUCAGUGUGCUUUCAGCGAAAGAGAUUGAAGAGCUUGCAAGACUUCGUGCAAUAACUGAACACGCGAGAUCUCAACGAGGGACGCAUCCGAUUCCGCUGAAUUGUACCGGAUACGUGGCCAAAUAUCUCGACGAAAUAACCCGUCGAUCUGGAUGCAGAAAGAUGAGAAUUGGAAGAACCAAGUAUUCGAAUAGAUAUCGAUAUGUGCAUAUUCGAGGAGAAGCCGAAACGAUUGAGAAUGCUCGACGAGAAUUAGAUGAGAUGUGUUUGGAGAAACUGGAGGAUGAGUAUGAAUACAAUGUGAAGCAUCAUCGAACCAAUUCAUACGUCUACUACUGUCAUUACAUUCCAGAAAAGUGUAUUGCGAAAAUGAGAACGCAACAGGAGUAUCGUGAAGCAUGUAGACGAGCGGCGCUUAACGGUGUUCAACUGUCGCAUCAAAUGCAUCCGUCGACAGAAGAAGACAAUCCACCGAUGGAAAUGAGGGGACUCGCUUGUGCUAUUCGUCGAGCAAAAGAGGAUCUGAAUGAACAUAUUCAAGAAAUUCUCGAUCAGAAGACAGUUUUCGUGCCAAUUCCAACCGAUAAUUAUGUAAUUGGAGCACUAAUUGGAACCAAAGGAUCAGUGAUCCGAGAUAUCGAAAUGGAGACGACGGCUCUCGUUUUUAUUAAUAAAGAAAUGGGCGUGGCUGAAAUCGAAGGUGGAGAAAAAUCGAUUGAAAAGGCGAAAAAACGAAUCGAACGUAUCAUCGAAGAGCAGCAGAAACUGAAGAAAAUCACUCGAGAAAUGGAAAUUUCAACUGAUUUUAUUCGAGAUGUUAUUGGAAGACAAGGAUUGGUUAUCCAGAGAAUUCGAUCGAUAUCUGGUGCUGGAAUCUUCAUUCCACGUGUUUCAAUGGCAGAAAGAGUCAUUGUGACGAUCACUGGAACUGAGGAACAAAUCGAGAGGGCUCAGAUGGAAAUUGGACUCAUUCUCGAUCAAAUUAAUCACAAUUAUCGAGGACGUUCCCCGUCUUCUUCACAACAUUCACCAGAUUCUCAUCGAUCAAAUAGAAAUAUAAAAAGAGAACGUAUUGACGAUGAGGAGGAGCAGAGUUACCACCGACAACGUUAG
This is a messenger RNA of Caenorhabditis remanei, 2586 nucleotides long. RefSeq lists its product as uncharacterized. Gene Ontology annotation, biological process: regulation of gene expression. The transcript has 10 exons. Gene Ontology annotation, molecular function: mRNA binding. The record is from RefSeq and is a predicted model, not a curated record. The coding region runs from base 1 to 2586 and encodes 861 amino acids. Gene Ontology annotation, cellular component: nucleus; cytoplasm. Lineage: Eukaryota; Metazoa; Nematoda; Chromadorea; Rhabditida; Rhabditidae.